This is a messenger RNA of Trypanosoma cruzi, 618 nucleotides long. RefSeq names its product proteasome beta 3 subunit, putative. NCBI's taxonomy places the organism in Eukaryota, Euglenozoa, Kinetoplastea, Trypanosomatida, Trypanosomatidae. The transcript has a single exon. Gene Ontology annotation, biological process: proteasome-mediated ubiquitin-dependent protein catabolic process. The record is from RefSeq and is a predicted model, not a curated record. Bases 1 to 618 code for a protein of 205 amino acids. Gene Ontology annotation, cellular component: proteasome core complex; proteasome core complex, beta-subunit complex.
AUGUCCAUCUUGACGUACAGCGGCGGCUCCUGCCUGGCAAUGGCAGGCGAUGGCUGUUUUGUCAUCGUCUCCGACAACCGCCUUGGCGAGCAGUUGAAGACGAUCUCCAUGGAAGUGCCAAAACUCCACGUGAUUAAUGAAAGUAUUGUGUUGGGUCUCACUGGGCUUCGCACCGAUCAGCAAACGUUUUCCGAGAAAGUUCGUUUCCGUAAUGAACUAUACAAACUACGUGAGGAACGUGAGAUUGGCGGUAAGGCGUUUGCGGCGCUAAUAUCAUCCAUGUUGUACGAGGCCCGUUUUGGCCCCUGGUUCGUGGAGCCGGUGAUUGCAAGCAUCGACAAGAAGACAGGCGAGGUGUACCUCUGUGCCAUGGAUCUCAUUGGCGCUCCGUGCGAACCAGAGGACUACGUGUGUGCUGGCACCUGCGCGGAGAGUCUGCAUGGCAUGUGUGAGGCCCUGUGGCGCCCCGGAUUGGGAUCCGAGGAAUUGUUUGAAGUUGCUGCACAGGCAAUGCUGUCUGCCUGUGACAGGGACUCCCUUUCCGGUUAUGGUGCUGUGGCAGCUAUUGUGACGAGGGACAAAAUGACCACUCGUCUCAUCAAUGGUCGCAAGGACUAG